AUGCACACUGCAUUCGCCGUGCUCCUGCUGCACGCCAUCGAUGCGACAGAGGCAUCGACAGUAGUCGAAGACUUCCGCAAAAAUGGCUACGCAAUCGUCCAGAACUUCGCGAGCGCCGCCGAGGUCGCCGCCAUGAAGACGGCGAUGCAGGAAAAGACGGACGCGUACUGGGCGGAGCGCUCGGACCCCACCGUCUUCCGGACCGACGCGGGCCAGGAGGCCGCGCAGGCCCGGUCGCGGAAGUUCUUUGAGAGCGCGGACCGCGUCGAGUUCUUCGAGGAGGCCGAGGGCGCGGCGCUGAACAAGGCCGGCCACGCGCUCCACCUCGGGGACGACGCCUUCGGGCGGUAUGCUACUUCUCAGAAGGUGCGAACCCUGCUGCGGGACCUCGGCUACGAACGGCCCGUGCUGCCCCAGUCGAUGUAUAUCUUCAAGGCGCCGUUGCACGGCGGCGCGGUCACGUCGCACCAGGACGCGACGUUCUUGAGGACGGACCCGGACCAGACCGUGGUCGGGCUGUGGCUGGCCUUGGAUGAUGCCACGCCGGAGAACGGCUGCGUCUGGGCGCGGGCCGGGUCGCACCGGGAGCCGCUGCGGCGCGUCUUUGUUAGGGAUCGCGACCGCGGCGAGGCGAACGCGACGAUGGUGUUUGUGAGGACCUGUGCGCAAAUCAAACAGUGCGUCGGCUGCGAAAAGUCAUUUCUCGGCGACAACGCGACCUUGAUGACUGAAUCGAGUGGUGCAAGACCCACACUGCCACACAAUCAAGCUGGCGUCGCGUCGAUGGCGUGGAGGUCAUGAUUCAGCAGUGGCGGAGACGCGCAGCGACAAUUUGAUUUAUGCACAGGUCAGGACGCCGCCGGGGCGUUUCUACUUCUCGGAGCGGCUCGGCGGGCCGCCGGCGAAUGCGCGCGCCGUCGUCGAGGCACCGUGGGAGGGCGCCGACAUGACGCCGGAGGCCGCGCAGCUGCACGGCUUCGCGCCGCUGCCGGCGCGCGCCGGCGACCUCGUCCUGCUGGCGGGCACGCUCGACCACCUGAGCUUCCCGAACACGUCUCCACAGCAGCGCCACACGUUCCAGCUCCACGUCGUCGAGUCGGCCGGGACGGCGUGGCACGCGGCGAACUGGCUCCAG
Pelagomonas calceolata is the source of this 1135-nucleotide messenger RNA. The record is from the annotation of a GenBank genome assembly. NCBI's taxonomy places the organism in Eukaryota, Pelagophyceae, Pelagomonadales, Pelagomonadaceae.